GCUGGACUGGAACUUUUGUGACACAUCACAGAGCAAAACGUAAACAAAACCUACAGAAAUCUCGGGGUUUUUCGCAAAAAUGGACUACGAGAACGAAAAAGUGCUGAAAUUAGUGUUUGCCAAUCAACAUGAAGAACUGCUGACAAGCGAAACUGCACCGGAUGUGGCAGAAUACAUGUUCAAACUCGGAUCCCUGAAGGUGGACGAGCUGAAGAAGGAAAAGGCCCGCCUUCAGGAGGAAAGUAAGCAGAACAUCGAGCACACCCAGGAUCUGGCCAUCAACAACUAUCAGACGUUCAUCGCCACGGCCGAGUGUUCCCGGGAGAUCUAUCAGAAGUUUGUAGAAACCGAGCACCGGGUGCAGAGUUUAUCGGACAAGUUGCCUGAUUUCACGGCCACCUGUCAGCGAUUUUUGGCCAAUUCGAGCAACAUCAAUAGCGCCCGGCGGCUAAAUUCUCUCACGCUCACCCGCAAUGCCGAGUUGCUGGAAAUUCUGGAACUUCCCCAGCUGAUGGAAACCUGCAUCCGAGAGGGGAAGUACGAGGAAGCACUAGAGCUGGCUGCCUACGUGCAGCGGAUUGGCUCCAAGCAUGGAAAUAUUCCGAUCAUUGCGAACAUUCAACAAUCGGUGGAGGCAGCUUGGCAUACCAUGCUGGUCCAGCUUCUAUCUCAACUGAGAACCGAUCUGCAGCUGCCCAAAUGCCUUCAGGUUGUCGGUUAUCUGCGCCGAAUGCAGGCUUUCACGACUCCUGAGCUAAAGCUUAAGUUCCUUCAAAUUCGAACUUCCUGGUUUAAAGAAUUGCUUCGGAAAAUACCGCAAGAUGAUGCAAAUGUUCAUUUGAUCAAAACCAUCGAGGCGACGCGCGUUCAUCUGUUCAACAUAAUAACCCAAUAUCGGGCCAUCUUUCCGGAGGAUGAAGAAACUUCCUCGAGCCUGUCGAGCAUUCCAUCGGACCACAACAGCAUUGAUGGUGGUAAAAUUUUCCACAGCUGGCUCCAUGAUCAGAUCGUUGACUUCAUCAACACGCUGGAAAAGGAUUUGGCCUCCAAUGAAAUCAACUCGUACGACACAAUUCUCGGUCAAUGUAUGUACUUCGGACUCUCCUUCAGCAGAGUUGGUGUUGAUUUCCGAUCUUUGAUUGCACCUGUUUUUGUGCGAGUUAUUUCGCAAAACUUUCAAAAUACAAUUAUGAAAGUAACCAGACAGUUUGAACAGGAAAUCGAACGUUAUACCCUCAUCAAUAAAAUUUCUGCCGGUGUGAAACGGAACAAACAAUCCGAUAGUUCUGAAAACAGCAACCAUCCUCCAGAAAGCCUACUGGACUUCACGCCGCUUGCAGUAUACUGUAACGAAGUGCUGACAGUUUUCAACGAGCUUCGUUUAUGCGCUCCAAUAGCCCUCGCUUCAACCGUGACCGAAGUUCUGGAGUCAUCCCUCGAAACAGUGAGCCGAAACAUCCUAUCCUUCUACCGCCAGGAACAGCAGGCAUUCAGCGCAUCCGAGCGGGAGUGUUUCAUGAGACUAUGCUCCUGCUUUGCGUAUGACCUCAUUCCCUACCUUCAGCGAUGCGUUCAUUUCAUUUUCCCCCCAGUUACUAUUAGCAAUCACCUGGGGAUCAACGUACUGACGCUCCAGAAGCACGGUAUCACCUACUUCCGGCAGAAGAAAAUUCUGCAACCAAUCGAACACCUGCUGCCGGACAAAAUCGAAUCCGUCAUCAAGCAGAUCGGAGAGAUGAACGUUGCCGGGGGCUCGCUGGAGCGGGAGCCUAAUCCGCAGCAAGAAAAUCCGCAAGAAGCUGAUCCACUAGGAAGCGCUAGCAGCACCACUGCUGAUAAGGUAGAUUAAUAUCGACGGCGGCGGCGGGUGUCCGUUAUCUUAAGUCGAAGAUUUAAAAUCAGUUGAAGGUUGGCAGACGUGCUGAUAUGAAAUGGAGGCAAAUCACGCGAUGUUAUUAUUAGACUGUUGUUGGUAAGUCCUGAGGAAAAAAAUUAGA
Molecule: messenger RNA, 1997 nt
Organism: Uranotaenia lowii
Lineage: Eukaryota; Metazoa; Arthropoda; Insecta; Diptera; Culicidae
Product: conserved oligomeric Golgi complex subunit 8-like
Exons: 4
Coding region: 80-1849 (589 amino acids)
Biological process (GO): intra-Golgi vesicle-mediated transport
Cellular component (GO): COG complex
Source: RefSeq, a predicted model, not a curated record